AACGUGAAAAAUAAAAAAAUUUACUAAAUAAAAAUUUGACGAUGUAUCAAGAUACGAGCGACCAGAAAAUGGUCGAAGAAAUGGAAGUAAAUAUAAAAAUUGGGUAUGUAAAUAGAGUUUUUUAAAAUCUAGUGAAUUCUGGUAAAAUUUUCAAAAUCGAAAGGGAAAAUAAAAUUUUAUUCUAAUUUUGACGAAACGACCCCCCACAUGUAAAGACAAUAAUAAAACAGAGAUUAUAUCAAGGAUAAAAUGGAGAUUUCCAGGGUUUUCAUCUUAAAUAUAAUUUCAGUCAUCCUAAUUAAGGGAUGCUUGAAUAUUAAGGGGGAAUUCCCCAGGAAUCCCCUGGAUUCCACCACUAAAUCAAACUACUACAAAUCAUUGGAUCUUUCUGUGAAAGAUUCACUUGAAGCAAUUAACCUAGUUAAAUCUGAGAUAAACGAUGUUGAUACUAUUCUGUUAUUCCCUAAGAAGGGUUAUAAAAUUGGUAAAUUAUUGAUUUCUAAUGAGGUUAUCUGGGUUGGCAAAACUGGCCAGCAUUUACUGUUCGCAACACUCUCAUCUAAUCCCAACUCCAAGUUCUUACUCAUUAAUAUAACUGUGAAUGGGACUAGACAACUCAGCAAUGUGAUGAUUUUGGGUAAGAACGGAAUUUAUGAGCAAAUUCCUACUUUCCAAUUCAUGGAUUACCUUGCAGAGUUGAGAAUAAGGGCUGAACCUAAAAACUUCGUUCUUGACCUUGAUUCUAGCCACAUUCCUGAGGUUGUGGACCACACAGUGAGACUAGGCUCUAUUCUUGCAGCCGUUUUUAUCCCUCACAGGGGAUACAAAGCCACCAAAAUCAUCCUUGGAGGCCAAACUGUAUUUGACGCUAAAGACUCAAAUUUGCACGUCCCAAUUGCCAUGGGCUACGAGCAUAAAAGGAAUUCAUACUUGAAUUUCAUUGCCGUAGAUGGAACCAAUAACUUUGGUUACAUUUACCAGUACAAUGUUUCAGAUAACCAAAUCAAAUUCAUCACAAAAUCAGACGUUAAAUUCAUUCACCAAGUUUUCACUUUCCACGUUGAGGACUUCAUUAACCACCGUGUUUCUUUCGACCCAUUAAAAGAACGUGGAUCUGGUAUCGAUAUUGAGGAUAGUCAUUUGUCAAGACUGACUUUUGAUAUUCAUAACAUCAACAAUGACCUUUUCAAGGUUCAAAAGGUCAGUGUUCUCAACUUGGAAACUUUUAAGUAUACUCCCAUAAAAGGCUUGAUUAAGUCUGUUGUUUACAACACUAAGCCCAUCUGGCAUUCAAACAGCCGUGAACUUUCCUGCAAAGAGGUCAUGAUCCAUUAUUCGAAUAAACUUCAACACAGUGUUGAGCUUAAGAUUCUUCUAUCCACAGAUGCAAUAGAUACCAGAAUUAUUCCUUACAAGUCAAUACUUAUGGAUGACACAAGUUUGGCCACUGAUGGACCUCUGGAGUUUAAACCUCCGGUUAUGAAAACUCCAGUGCCUAAGAAACUUCGCAGGUCAAGGAGUCUACCCGAUAUUCAGGUCAAGGAAGUUGAAAAUAAGCCAGAAGAGGAAAGAACUCCUCCAAAUACACCAACAUGCUCCAGAGAGGACCUGGGAACACCUCCAAACAGCCCAGCUAGAAACACUGAAGAGGACGUCGGAACACCACCAAAUAGUCCAGCUAGAACUCCACCACCAAGUCCUACCAGGAGCCCAUCCAACAGCCUUACCUCUGACGAUCAAGUACCUCACAUAAACAAAGUUGAAGAUGACGAUAGUCGUCUCUAUGUUCUUGACAGUAAUGACAAACCCAUCACUGACGAUUACUUCGAUGAUUACUACGAUGAUUAUUUGGAUGAUUAUUUGGAUGACAUGUUCGAUGAUGAAGAAUUUGAAGGAGAGUACUUAGUUUCUGGCCUUCAUGACUCAGAUUCCAUCUCACACCACAUCCAUCCUGACGAGUUCCCCUACAUUGACGAGGAACCUAUAAUUCCCAAAGAUGACAGUGCUCACGAUCAGGUUGACAUAUCAUCAAGAAAGUCAAUGGAAAAAAUGUACAUUAUAGAUGGAACAAAGUAUGUUCCCUUCAUAUUCCUGUUGGCCUAUGAAGACAGACCAAUUAGGGCAGUCAGUGACGGGCCAGAUGUAAUCUGGGAGGCUGAAAACAACAAACAAUUGUUACGUUAUGCCACCCUUUACUUGUACGAUAAUAAGCCAGUUGCAUUGGCUCUUUUCAUCAUUGACAGGCCUACAUUUAGGCAAAGAUACUACGUUAAGGAGGACGACCGUUGGUAUGAGGUUGAUAUUUACGAAUAUAAGAUAAAGACUCCAUACGAAAUCAAAGGUAAAAAAGAUUAUAAUGAAGAGGAUAAACUCAUUACUGAGGAAACUCCUAAGGCUGUUAAGUCAGUUUUGCACGUCUCUCCAAUGUUCCCAGUUGUUCUCGGAACCAUCUUUGUAUUUGUAUCUGUUUCGUCACUCUUGUUUAUUCUCUUCUUUUGUUAA
Molecule: messenger RNA, 2502 nt
Organism: Theileria parva strain Muguga
Lineage: Eukaryota; Apicomplexa; Aconoidasida; Piroplasmida; Theileriidae
Exons: 1
Coding region: 250-2502 (750 amino acids)
Source: RefSeq, a predicted model, not a curated record